GCCUUAAAGAUCCAUGCGCCUGUUCCAUGCGGUCAUUUCUAAGCCGUUUGUACGACCAGCGCCCGUGCCUCCUCCUGCAGCUCCUGCUUUUCAGAUUCAAUAGUCUCCUACUACUGAAAAGCUCAAAACGACUUAAAUAACAUGUCGGACGAAGGUAAACUCUUCAUCGGUGGUCUCAGCUUCGACACCAACGAAGAAUCUCUGUCUGCGGCCUUCUCCAAGUAUGGAACCAUCGAGAAGGUGGACGUGAUCAGAGACAGAGAGACCGGGAAUUCCCGCGGUUUCGGCUUCGUGAAGUACGACAACGCCGAGGAUGCCAAAGACGCAAUGGACGGCAUGAACGGAACCUCCCUCGAUGGCCGGUCAAUCCGCGUCGACGAGGCAGGUAAAGGCGGUGGUCCUAGGGGUGGCGGCGGAUCAAGAGGCGGGCGCGGAAGAGGCGGAUAUGGCGGUGAGAGAAGCUAUGGCGGAGGAGACAGAAGCUAUGGCGGCGGCGGCGGCGGAGGAGACAGAAGCUAUGGCGGCGGCGGAGGAGACAGAAGCUAUGGCGGCGGAGGAGGAGAAAGAAGCUAUGGCGAAAGAUCAAGCUACGGAUCCGACAGUCGUUCCGGCGGCGGCGGUGGCUACAGAUCCGGCGGAGGCAGCGGCGGAUACUCACGAGGUGGUGGAGGAGGAGGAGGCGGCGGCGGCUACAGAGACAACAGAGGCAGUCGCGAUGGCGGAUACGAAUAAAGCAUUCUUCCCGCUGGCUUAAAAACAGUGGUUUAAAUAUAAUUGUGUUGAUAUGGACUAAGUAAAAGUUGUGUUUUCCCAGCAAGCUCCAUUCACGGUGACAGAGCGCCAUAAUACUUUGACUUUGAUUUGAUUUUGAUAAUAAACAGCCUCAGGCCUUGUGAGUCACAAAUAGGUGAGUGUUUUUUUUAUUGUUAUCCGGGUAGCCAUUGCAAGCAGAUGAACUCGUCGCCUAGUGACACACAAGUGACUCCAGAUAAACUCUUAACAUGCUCUUUGAUCCAGUUUCAACAUUUUCUACUUACCUCUGCUUUUUGAGGGAGAAUUCUCAUAAUGUCUGAUCGAGAGGAUAGAUAGUCAGAGAGCAAAACAGUCACACUGAGAAUAUUCUGUGAAUCCAUUGGGCUAAAUCCUUCGGUCAAUUUCACGGAAAUAUAAGAUUUUUUAUUUUACCCCACACCAUGUAACUAGUUAAUGUAUUUUGCCUGGGAUAUUUGUUGCAGGGUAAAAUUGUCAAUUUCCAGUUAAAGUAUGUCUAAAGAAAUCCACAAUCAAUCCUAAAUCCUGCAAUGAUAUCAACUCUGCUGUUCCCAGUCAGUGUAGAGUAAGUCCACACUGACUCUGUAUGUGAUCAUAAUAAAGGUUUACAAUUUAA
Messenger RNA from Notothenia coriiceps (black rockcod), 1387 nucleotides. Its product is annotated as glycine-rich RNA-binding protein 10-like. The record is from RefSeq and is a predicted model, not a curated record. Lineage: Eukaryota; Metazoa; Chordata; Actinopteri; Perciformes; Nototheniidae. The transcript has a single exon. The coding region runs from base 142 to 732 and encodes 196 amino acids. Gene Ontology annotation, molecular function: RNA binding.